Messenger RNA from Tripterygium wilfordii, 1664 nucleotides. Its product is annotated as acyl-protein thioesterase 2. NCBI's taxonomy places the organism in Eukaryota, Viridiplantae, Streptophyta, Magnoliopsida, Celastrales, Celastraceae. The record is from RefSeq and is a predicted model, not a curated record. The coding region runs from base 594 to 1367 and encodes 257 amino acids. Gene Ontology annotation, molecular function: hydrolase activity. The transcript is spliced from 9 exons.
AGAUUUGGAUUGUUUCUCACUGGUAAAAUUGGACACUCCAACUCUUUAUUUUGAACUUUCUGGUUAAUGGGUAUCCAUCAAUCAUGAGAAAUUCAUAAACAAAUGAUUGAGGGAAGAAAACUAUUUUCUUUUGCAAACUUGUGAUUACUCUUCAUUAUUUUCUGCCAUAUUCUUCAAAUGUUUGAUGUUGUGUUUGAGUUUUUGCUUUAAUUACUUUUAGCCACUCUCCUCAAGCAUAGAUUCUUCUCUCUAAGUUGGAACUCCAUAGCCACACCCCUUUCUCUCUCCUAGCCGGGUGGUUUUGGAAUGGAUGAAGGUGCUCUGCUCUGCUUGGAUUCUCUCUGCUGUCGAAAAGAUUUCCUACUUUUCUCCUCGUUUUUUUAACUCUCAUUUUCAUGGAUGCCUCCUCCUUUUGAGUUUUAUAGGUGGCUUUUAGGCAAGCUGGUUUGCACAUUGCAUAUUCACUUAUUCUAUUCCCUUUUCACAGUAUAAAUACGCAUUGUCUUUCUGGGUUUUCUUCAUUGCGGCAAGAGCUUCUUUCCCAAGUCCUUUUUAUAGGUUGGGUUGCUUCUGCAGGCUCUCCAACCACUAAAAUGAGCUAUUCACAACACUCCAUGGGUUCUGGCAGUAGAACUGCUAGAAGGACAUUUGAGUUUGGAAGGACACAUGUGGUGAGGCCCAAAGGGAAACAUCAGGCAACUAUAGUUUGGUUGCAUGGUCUUGGUGAUAAUGGCUCAAGCUGGUCCCAGCUUUUGGAAAGCCUUCCUCUUCCAAAUAUUAAAUGGAUUUGCCCAACUGCCCCUACUCGUUCUGUGGCGAUUCUUGGUGGAUUUCCUUGCACUGCAUGGUUUGAUGUGGGAGAAUUUUCAGAAGAUGUUCCAGAUGAUUGGGAAGGUUUAGAUUCAUCAGCAGCGCACAUUGCAAACUUGUUGUCUGCAGAGCCAGCUGAUGUUAAACUUGGAUUAGGAGGUUUCAGCAUGGGUGCUGCGAUAGCCCUCUACUCUGCAACUUGCUUUGCUUUGGGGAGAUACACCAAUGGAAACCCAUACCCUGUGAACCUGAAGGCAGUUGUUGGUCUGAGUGGCUGGCUUCCUGGAGCAAGGAACAUUAAGAACAAAAUAGAAGGAUCGCAUGAGGCUGUGAGACGUGCUGCAAGCUUACCCAUUUUGCUAUGUCAUGGAACUUCUGAUGAAGUAGUUCCAUAUAACCAUGGAGAGAAAUCAGCCAACUUGUUGAAUGCAGCAGGAUUUCGGCACAUCACAUUUAAAUUCUAUGAUGGGCUUGGUCAUUACACAGUCCCUAAAGAAAUGGACGAGGUUCGCAAUUGGCUCACCACGAGGCUGGGGCUUGAGGGUUCUCGCGCAUAAUGUGGUGCAAAAUCAAUUUCUACUCUGAGCUUGUGAGAAAGAAUUGGGAACAAUAACAGGGGAAGAAACAAGAAUGCAUAUGUAAGAAUAGGUAUCUGAGUAACAUGGUUCAUGGGGUAUAUGGCAUAGAUAAACUAACCCUCUUUGCUUGUCUCGCACCGGUCUUUCAAAUAAAAUUUAAAUCUCUCACAUUUCUCUUGUAAAACAUGUAGGGUGCUUAGUAGUCAAUUUUACUUUCAGGACAUUUUGUACUACCUGAUAUGAUAUUUAAGCUAGUAAAGUUUUGAUUCUCUCUAU